UAAUAUAAAACAUUAUAUUGUGGUAUUACUGGCUUCAAACUGACGUUUGAGUUUUGACAGAUAAGUUUAUUUGGUUUAAAAUUUGGAAUAUAAACAUAGUAGAUAAUAAAGGUAUUUAUAAUAAUUUUGAUAAGGUACAUAAAUUUUACGUAUUAUUUCCUUUUCUAAUAAUGUUUAUUUAUGUACUUUUUAUGUGUUUCUUACAAAUUAUUAUAACACACAAUAAAGAAAGUGGCUGCGGUUGUAAUAUAGAUCGUGAACAAAGUGAAAACUUAGGAAAUGGAGAUAUAUUUAAAUCUCUUGAAAAAACCGACCAGUGUUCAAUAGAAUUUAAAAACAAUGAAUUGGAAAAUGAAGUUGAAGAUAUGGUCCUCAUUCCAGCAGGAGAAUAUCAAGUGGGGACUGACGAAAUUAUAAUAGAAAGUGACAAAGAAGGGCCGAAACGUUUAGUGGAAUUGAACGGUUUUUAUUUAGAUAGAUAUGAGGUUUCUAACAGAGAUUUUAAUAAGUUCGUUACAAUUACGAAGUAUAUCACGGAAGCAGAGAAAUUUGGUGAUAGUUUUGUGUUUACUUUAUUUUUAAACAACACAUUUAAAGAGCAGUUAAAAGAUUUUCGUGUUAUACAAGCAACGUGGUGGUAUAAAGUUACAGGAGCUAACUGGAAAAGUCCACAUGGUCCGGAUUCAAACAUCAAAGAUGUAAUGGAUCACCCAGUAACACAUGUCUCAUGGAAUGAUCGCGAAGGCUUAUUGCAAAUGGCGAGGGCAAGGCUGCCUACUGAGGCAGAGUGGGAAGCAGCUUGCAGAGGUGGACAUGAGGACAGGAACUAUCCUUGGGGUGAUAAACUAUUUCCAGGACGGAAACACAUGGCUAACAUCUGGCAAGGGACAUUUCCACAUUACAACUCAGCUAAAGAUGAGUAUAUCGGCACAAAUCCAGUUCAAUUAUUUCCUCAAAAUGAAUUAGGACUCCAUAAUAUGGCUGGAAACGUUUGGGAGUGGACUGAAGAUAACUGGCUUGAUAACAAUUCCAAAGAAAAAGUAAAGAAGGGUGGUUCUUACUUGUGCCACCACUCGUAUUGCUAUCGCUACAGGUGUGCGGCGCGUUCACAUAAUACUGAAGACAGUUCAGCAGGAAAUUUAGGAUUUCGAUGUGCUAAGUCUGUAUAAAAUGUAGAUAUUUUUUUAUAUUAUACACUUAGUUUCAAAAGCAGUACUUAAAGUAUAGUGUAUGUGUAAGUAAAAAUAUUAUGAUAAACAGGACUUGUGUUUCUAAAACUUACUUAAUAUAUUGUGUUCCUAUCAUAUUGUAAUAUGUUGGCCUCUUAGAGGAAAAUUUUAUUUGUACAGGCCUAAUACAAUUUAUAAUUAUCAUUACAGUAUAGUGCUUAAGAAAAUAAUAAAUUAAUCAUUUCAUUAGGUAAUUUGAAUGAAAAAAAUAUUUCUUUCUAUAUUUCUUUAUUUCUUUCUUAACUAGUAAGCACCAAGUACCAUGACAGAAAUUAUACUAUAUCAAUUAGAUAAUAUUUAUAACUUAUUGUGAAAUACUUUUAUGAUAGAUAAUUUAGUAGGGUAUGGUUCAAUGAUAUCUUUUGACAUACACAUAACUUUAGAUAAAUACUCAUAAUUAUGUUUGUUGAUAAUAUUCCAUAUCUAUAUAUUUGUUUAAAUCAAGAUUUUCAAAAUCACUGCCAUUUUUGUUUGCCAAUGGAGUGACGUUGCAUGAGGACUGUGUCCCUUUUUACGAAAAUUACGCGAACGGAAGAGUAUGAAAUUUGGCAUGGUUAAAUUUAAUAUGUUACUAGUGGAAAAAGCUAAUAUUUUUUAUAUUACACGCUUCCAUGCGUUUGACACACAUGUGCCUACUACAUACACACUUUCGGUUACCUAUAAAGUGUGCGGUAAAAGUUUACAUCGAGAAGAAAUUAAUAUUAUGAUAUAUGAGUCUUACUGAAUUUUAAAUAACACUAUUUUAUGGA
Messenger RNA from Manduca sexta (tobacco hornworm), 1978 nucleotides. Its product is annotated as formylglycine-generating enzyme-like. Bases 171 to 1169 code for a protein of 332 amino acids. NCBI's taxonomy places the organism in Eukaryota, Metazoa, Arthropoda, Insecta, Lepidoptera, Sphingidae. The record is from RefSeq and is a predicted model, not a curated record. The transcript has 4 exons. Gene Ontology annotation, cellular component: endoplasmic reticulum.